GAAUGCCCUUGGAGGCGCCCCUCGACGCCGCAUCUUCUUCAGGCCGAGGCUUCCACGCCGCGAGCCCCGUGCAUCCCCACGGUGUUCGGAGGAAGAGGAGGUGGUCGGCGGCCGCCGGGGAGGAGCCCAGGAGAUGAGGGCCGCGCGGGGGGUGGCGCGCGUGCGACGGGAUGUGCUCGCCGCGCGCAUGACGUGCCCGCUAUGCCAGGGACUCCUCAGGGAGGCCACCGCCAUAACCCACUGCCUCCACACAUUUUGCCGGGAGUGCAUUAUGGAGAAAAUAAAUGACGAUGAAGUUGAAUGCUGCCCAGUAUGCAACAUUGAUCUUGGCUGCGAUCCUGAAGAGAAACUCAGACCUGACCACAACCUUCAAGAUAUCAGGAAUAAGCUAUUUCCAAUUAAGAAGAAAAAAGUUGAUUCUCUGAAGGCUCCAACAACAUUGCCAGCAAAGAGAAAACAGAGGUCCCUUUCUUCCUUGGUGGUUGACACUCCAAGCGUAGAGAAGUGGACUGGUUUGACUGGAAAGAGAACCAAAGCUAAAAGAAGGGCAGCAGCUUCUCGUGCAACUUCUUCCAGUAAUAAUGGAACCAUGAAGUUACCAGCUAAAUCUGAAGGUCGAGAUCUGAAGACUGAGAAAACCUCAGCACUGCAAUCUACCAAGGUGGCAAAAACAGCAAAGAAAAAUGAAAGUCGAGAUCAGAAGAUUGAGAAAGCUUCAGCACAACAAUCGACCAAGGCGGCAAUAGCUGCAAACAAAAAGCAGCGAAGUACAGAUGUAGAAGUCUCAAGUAAGCCAUAUUCUGAAGAUAAAAAGAAUGCCAAGAAAGCUGACAAGGUGGUUCAUGCUGCAAGGAAGGCAAAAGCACCUAGAUCAACUCCCAAAAUCCAUGCUGCCACUGAAGAGCAAAUAAAGAAGAAAGGGAGUGAACUCCCUAUAAGGAAAGAGGAGACAGAAAAUGAAGUGAAUAUUCCUGGAACAACGGUGGCGAAACGUUCAAAUGAGCUGAGUCAUAGAGAGGGGGCAGAAAACGAAGUGAAUAUUCCUGGGACAACGGUGGAAAAUAAUGGCACUUCCUCAGAACCUGCACCGUCGACAGAUCAAGCAACAACAGAGGAUAAUUCGAACCAAGGAUUGUCUGGUUCUGCAAGCACUUUGCAUGAUCCAAUAACCACUCCCGUCUGGUUCUCAUUAGUUUCUUCUCCUAACCAGAAAGGAGAUCUACAGCUGCCUGAGUUAUCAAAGAGUUACUUGAGAAUUAAAGAUGGCAGUUUGCAGAUUUCCUUUGUACAGAGGUACGUUGCGAAGAAACUGGAUAUAGGUGAUGAAAAUGAGGUGGAGAUCUUAUGCCACGGCAAGCCGGUCUGCCCCUCGAGCACGCUGCACGGGCUGGUGGACCUUUGGCCGCGGAGAGAGCCGGAGGAGCCCUUCCCGGCGUCGCUGGGCGCGCCGGCCAAGGAGUACGUCAUGGUGCUGUGCUACCGCCGCCGCCACCGCCCUUUGACGCCGGCAUCGUCGCCGCGCCACCAGACGACGAGCCCCGGUGAAGCUGAAGCCUCCUGCAACGGCGACGGCACCACCGCGGAGCCCGGCUGAAACUGCCGCGCUCUGUCCGUCGCUCCUGUCCAUCGUCAGAUCCUCCCAGUCAUAAGCCUAGGAUUAAAAGAAGAAGAAGAAAGAAAUUACCCCUAGAGUUUUUUUUCUCGUUUCUUAGACCUUGUAAAGAGGGAGAAGAGAGAAGUUAGUUUGUCAGCAGUCUGUGGUAGAGUUUUUUUUUUUCUCGUUUCUUAGACCUUGUAAAGAUGGAGUAAGCACCUUAAACAGUGAAUCCUGUUUACUUUUUUAGAACAUUUCUGACGAAAAACAAAAAAAAGUUAGGGUGA
Molecule: messenger RNA, 1881 nt
Organism: Setaria italica (foxtail millet)
Lineage: Eukaryota; Viridiplantae; Streptophyta; Magnoliopsida; Poales; Poaceae
Product: E3 ubiquitin protein ligase DRIP2
Exons: 7
Coding region: 134-1594 (486 amino acids)
Molecular function (GO): ubiquitin-protein transferase activity
Source: RefSeq, a predicted model, not a curated record